Messenger RNA from Daldinia decipiens, 3067 nucleotides. RefSeq names its product glycosyltransferase family 90 protein. NCBI's taxonomy places the organism in Eukaryota, Fungi, Ascomycota, Sordariomycetes, Xylariales, Hypoxylaceae. Bases 321 to 2348 code for a protein of 675 amino acids. The record is from RefSeq and is a predicted model, not a curated record. The transcript is spliced from 3 exons.
CCAAUAAGCCCAUCUGUACCUAACCCGUAGACAAUUUGAAGUCUCUUUUUUUGCUUUUCGCAAACUUAACAAACUCUGCAAACUUUACAAAACUCUGUUCCAACUGUUUCUUCGUCCAAUGUUCAACGACAAGCCAAAGCGCAAUUUGUACCUGUUAUGAGAUACAUGUAGUCAAGUUACAUGACCGGGAGCCUCGCCAUCUUACUCUACUCGAACUGUGCCAUCAUAUUCGAGCGCACUACGAAACGUUUCGUCCCAUCUUCGAAGUAGUGUCGACGUCCCGGCGCCGUCUUUAGGGCGACCGACGUCUCUCCCUUGCCAUGCGCUCGCCCGCUUUUCCACCGAGGAGGCCCUCUCACCUCGUCCGAUAUGUUUUCCCGGCUGUACUCCUCCUCGGUAUCUUCUACUACCUAUCUAAUAAGCCCCAAGAGGCCCUCUCACCUAAUACCUAUUUAACCUCCGAUCGCGAUUCCUUUAAAUCCUCAUCAUCGUCAUCUCCCCCCGCUUCUUACGACCAUGGGACACCUGACGUUGUUGAUCAACCCGCCAAGAAUCCGUCCACCAAUCAGAAACCCGUCCACGGAGAUCUAAACGACGGAAAUCGAGACGACGAAGACAAGCCAGUACACGAAUCGAAACCUGUCCAACCCGCUCCGCCAAAACCCGCUACGGACCACCCUAUCGACCAGCUAAUCAAAGUUGCUGAUAAAGAUUUCGGAGACCUACUAGCUAAAGAGUCGAACACGCUGGCCGAAGCUGCCCAAGCUUAUCGUAAACGUCGCGGGCGGCAUCCGCCUCCAGGUUUCGAUAAGUGGUACGAGUUCGCCAAGGAGAAUGAUGCAAUCCUAGUCGAAGAUUUCUUUGAUCAGAUUUAUCACGACCUGAAUCCAUUUUGGGGGCUAGAACCUUCCAACAUUCGCGAUGAGGCAGGGGGCUACGAGAUGGUUAUUAACAUACGCAACGGCAAUGCGAGUGCCGAAAGCGACUGGUUUUGGACUCAGAUCUGGUUAGAUAUGAUUCAGACUAUCGAACAUUUGCUACCCGAUAUGGAUAUCGCUCUAAACGCAAUGGACGAGCCGCGACUUGUAGUGCCGUGGGAGGAUAUCAAUGCCUACAUGAAGAAGGAAAAGCAGAGCCGAAUUUUGAAUCCCGCUAAAAGUAUCGUCAACGAGUUCCAGAAGUUGCCACCUCCGGUUAAAUACGACGAAAAGUCCGUUCAUACUGUCGAUAAGGACUGGGAAGACACAAACCCGUACUGGUUAAUCGCUCGCCGAGGUUGUCCUCCCGACAGUCCUGCCCGCAAGCAGCCCGCCCUUAGUUCGUUCGACGGUAAACCUAGCUUCUCCCCGGAGUGGGCAACACCCCAUCAAUACCAAGGAUAUGUGGCCAACUCGACGCUCUCGUCCGAAUUUUGCCAUCAGCCCGACCUACAAGGACUUGAAGGUAUCUUCAUACGGCCCCUCACAACAUCUGCGACUAAGGUUCUCUUCCCGAUGUUUGGAGGAAGCAAGCUGGCCACUAACAACGAGAUCCUUCUUCCGGCUCCCAUGUAUUGGAACGAGGAGGAAAGGUUUACCGGAGGAGACGACCACGGGCCGUCGUGGGAUAGCAAGAUCGGCCCUCUCAUCUGGCGCGGCGUGGCUACCGGCGGCCGCAACACUGAAUUGAAUUGGAAGGGUUUUCAGCGGCAUCGGUUCGUCUCGAUGAACAACGGAACCAAACUGAAGCGCGCCGAAGAGGAUACCGAGGCGCCAAUCAAUUUUGAACUGCCUAGCACGACCUAUAAUCUGGCGGCGCAAAAGGAGAGGCGGCUGGGUGCAUGGGUUGAGCAGUGGUCCGAUGUUGGCUUCACCGACCUGUUCUGUGACCCUGACAUAGAGCCCGAGCAGAAAGACGGGCGCUGUAUAUAUACUGACGAGCACUACGAAACCGUACUCGGCCAGAAGCUAGCGGUUCAGUUUUACUACAAGUAUCUUCCCGACAUUGAUGGCAACUCAUUCUCGGGACGUUACCUCGGCUUCCUACGAAGUACGAGUUUGCCCAUAAAGAGCACGCUUUGGCGCGAGUGGCACGACAGCCGCCUGGUAGCCUGGAAGCACUUCGUGCCGAUGGAUAACCGAUUCAGCGAUUACUAUGGUAUCAUGGAAUAUUUCCUCGGCUACAACGACGGCGUUCCUGGACACGACGAAGUAGCCGAGAAGAUCGCGAUGGACGGAAAGGCCUGGGCCGAAAAGGUGCUCAGAAAAGAAGAUAUGCAGAUCUAUGUGCUGCGGUUGCUGUUGGAGUAUGCGCGAAUCGCGGAUGACCGAAGAGAAACCAUGGGCUGGGUUGGCGAUUUGUUGUCGUGAAGAGGAGAUACGAAGGACGAAAGUAACUAAUCAUGACACAUACCCUUUAGAUGACGAGCUUUAGUGCAUAACAUCGUCGAUAUACCAAUAAGAGGACGGCGUUAGGGUGGGUUAAGGCAUUGAAAUGUUGGCAUGCCAGCAUGGAGCAGAUGAGCUCGCGAGCAUAUGGCCAAUUGGUCUCGGUAACCGGCGUUGGAUGGUGUAUUUAAAGACGAACAUGGAAGUCUCUAGGUUGCUACCGCAGGUAGCAAAAUUAAGAAAGUACCUCGAUAUUUUAUUUUUAUAUUCGACGAUUGAAGGUAUUUCUCUUUUACAUCUACGUAGACUUAGUAUGACAUUGGAGAGGUCGAUAUGAUGGGUUUCACUUCCCCUUCAACAAUGGCAACGACUAUAAUAGUCUAUAAUAGUCUUAGACCAAUGCACUCACUCGGAACAAUGGCAUCUUAGCAGUGCUAAAACUUGUAUAUUCACUUGUAUAGUCAGGGGUCUCCGUGUUAUAGGAUAUAUUUACUUCCUUUAUACUUCCUUUAGGCAGUUGAAAACACGAGACACGGAUGUAGGUGCAUAUGAGUAAGGUAGGUAACUAUAGGUUAGGUAGGUAGUAGGUAUGUUGUAAGUAUGACGUAGCGGCAAUGUUCUACAACCUUACGACAAUUAGGUACAUAAUACCCGCCAAUUUUAGUAGGUAUUGUACAUAAUCAGGACUUGGGCAAGUUCAU